Messenger RNA from Cuscuta europaea, 1762 nucleotides. NCBI's taxonomy places the organism in Eukaryota, Viridiplantae, Streptophyta, Magnoliopsida, Solanales, Convolvulaceae. The record is from the annotation of a GenBank genome assembly.
CAAGGCCGAAAGGGAGAUGUUGUGGGUGGUUUCUGACCGGAAUAGUUGCGGCGGCGAUCGGCGUAUCUAUAUAUGUGCUUAUUCUGAAACACAAGGAUGAAGAGCCUUCGGGAGUCACUAACCAGAAAUACGCUAAUGCUCUUAAAGUUGCAUUGCAAUUCUUCAACAUACAGAAGGCUGGGAAGCUGGACAAAAACAGAAUACGGUGGAGGGGGGAUUCGGCGCUCAAAGAUGGAAGCGAAGCGAAGCUGGAUUUGAGCAAAGGAAUGUACGAUGCAGGAGACCUCAUUAAGUUUGGUUUCCCGAUGGCUUACACUGCAACUGUGCUGUCAUGGGCGAUCCUCGAGUAUGGCGACCGAAUGGCCGUCGUCGACCAGCUUGAACCUGCCCGUGACUCGCUCAAAUGGAUAACUGACUUCUUGGUCAAUGCACAUCCCUCUCCUAAUGUCUUGUACAUUCAGGUCGGGGAUGCAGAACAUGACCAUAGUUGUUGGGAAAGACCAGAAGACAUAAAUAAUGAUAGACCAUUGAUCCAAGUGAAUGCUUCUGUUCCCGGAACGGAUGUUGCAGCUGAAACCGCAGCAGCUAUGGCAGCGGCAUCCCUCGUGUUUAAAUCAACUGACGCUGAUUAUUCAACCUUGCUUUUGAAACACGCCAAACAGUUGUUCACCUUUGCUGACAAAUAUCGAGGAUCGUACAGUGAAAAUAUCCCCGGAGUAGCAACAUAUUAUAAUUCGACUGGGUAUGGGGAUGAGCUUUUAUGGGCAGCAAGUUGGCUCCAUCACGCAACGGGUGAUAGGUCUUAUUAUGAGUAUGCAACUGGGGAGAAUGCGGAGAAGUUUGUGAAAUGGGGAAGUCCGACUUGGUUUAGCUGGGAUGAUAAGUUUCCUGGAGCUCAGGUUUUGAUUUCCAGGGUGAGUUUCUUUAAGAAAAAAGCCUCCCUCUCGAACUCAAUUACUCUCCAGAAGUAUAGAGGCACUGCAGAAGCAGUCAUGUGUGGUCUCUUACCAACAUCUCCAACCGCCACUUCUAGCAGAACAGACUCUGGUUUGAUAUGGGUAAGUCAAUGGAAUGCUUUGCAACAUCCUGUCGCCUCUGCCUUCUUAGCAGUCGUUUAUAGCGAUUACAUGCGUUCUUCUCACACCACUAAACUACUAUGUGAUGGCAAAUAUUUUUCAUCAUUCGAUCUCCGAAAAUUUGCCAUGUCACAGGCUGACUAUGUGUUGGGAGAUAAUCCAAUGGGGAUGAGCUACCUCGUUGGGUAUGGAGAUAAGUACCCGAAAUAUGUUCAUCACAGAGGAGCCUCGAUCCCCGAGGAUGUGAAAACCAGUUGCAAAGAAGGCUUCAAAUGGCUUGAAUCACCCAAACCAAACCCGAACGUCGCAAUUGGGGCAUUAGUUGGUGGACCAUUUCUAAACGAGAGCUAUGUUGAUGCAAGGAACAACUCUAUGCAGGGAGAACCGACCACGUAUAAUAGUGCACUCCUUGUUGGUCUCCUUUCUGGUUUGGUUACCACCUCUUCAGUGGUUCCAUCUUUUGUAUGAGGCAGGUGGUUCCUAGCUAAUACACAACUUUAUUCAUGUACAUAAACCCAACAUUAUACAUCUUUAUGUAUACACACACACACACAAUGCAUGUACAGAGUAUAUCUUAAAAUUCCUAGGUUCUUGAAUGUUGCUAUGUAAUGUAUGUAUGUAUACAGAAUAAUGGUUAUGUACUUGUACUGAAUAUGGGGUAACAGAUGGCAAACUUUUUGUAAGAG